AUGGCUGAAAAACUAAAUGAAUUUGCCAACCGUUUCGCGAAAAGUUCGCCUAGUGUUAAAGGUCUUGGAUUGGGUGUCAAGUUAUUAGCUGGUGCCGGAGUAGCUGCAUAUGGACUAUAUCGAUCCGUAUUCACAGUUGAAGGUGGUCAUCGUGCAAUUAUAUUUAAUCGAAUUGGUGGCAUUGAUCAAAAUACAAUUUAUUCAGAAGGAUUACAUUUUAGAGUUCCGUGGUUUCAAUAUCCAAUUAUUUAUGAUAUUCGUGCACGACCACGUAUCAUUAAAUCACCAACAGGAAGCAAAGAUUUACAGAUGAUAACAAUUGCCUUACGUGUCUUAGCACGACCAGAUCAAGGAAAACUACCAAGAUUAUAUCAGACAUUAGGACAAGAUUGGGAUGAAAGAGUGCUGCCAUCCAUUUGUAAUGAGGUAUUGAAAGGUGUUGUAGCAAAAUUUAAUGCAUCUCAAUUGAUCACUCAACGUCAACAAGUGUCAAAUUUAAUUCGUAUUGAUUUGAUGGAACGUGCCAAAGAUUUUGAUAUUCUAUUAGAUGAUGUAUCAAUAACAGAACUUAGUUUUAGUCCACAAUAUUCCGCUGCAGUUGAAUCAAAACAGGUCGCUCAACAAGAAGCACAACGUGCUGUUUUCACUGUUGAACAAGCCAAACAAGAACGACAGCAAAAAAUUGUUUUAGCUGAAGGAGAUGCUGAAUCAGCCAAACUUAUUGGAAAAUCAUUGAGUACAAAUCCCGGUUAUUUAAAAUUGAGAAAAAUUCGUGCUGCACAAAAUAUAGCUAAAACGCUUUCUUUGAGUAGUAAUCGAGCAUUUUUGGAUUCCGAAGCUCUAAUGAUUAAUAUUGCUGAUUCUAAAUAUGAUGAUGCAACAGCGGAAUUUACAAGAAAAGGAAAAAAAUAG
Molecule: messenger RNA, 912 nt
Organism: Didymodactylos carnosus
Lineage: Eukaryota; Metazoa; Rotifera; Eurotatoria; Philodinida; Philodinidae
Source: the annotation of a GenBank genome assembly